This is a messenger RNA of Armigeres subalbatus, 636 nucleotides long. RefSeq lists its product as uncharacterized. NCBI's taxonomy places the organism in Eukaryota, Metazoa, Arthropoda, Insecta, Diptera, Culicidae. Bases 1 to 636 code for a protein of 211 amino acids. The record is from RefSeq and is a predicted model, not a curated record. The transcript has a single exon. Gene Ontology annotation, molecular function: nucleic acid binding.
AUGCACAUACGCACGACUGCAUACCACCCGCAAUCGAAUGGUAUAAUCGAACGGUGGCACAGGAGUCUUAAGGCGUCGAUUCUUUGCCACGACACCGAGCGCUGGUGUGACCACCUACCGGUGAUUCUGCUCGGGCUGCGGACGGUAUAUAAGGAGGACAUCAAAGCUUCACCUGCUGAGAUGGUAUAUGGAACAACUCUCCGAAUACCGUCUGAGUUUUUUGUCGACAAGCCAAAGAUUUCCAACGAAGUUGAAUUCGUUGCUAACCUUCGAAAAGCCAUGCGUAAUCUGCGACCGAAGGAAACUGCUUUUCAUGGAAGUCGCAACGUCUUCGUUCAUCAGGACCUUCAAUCAUGCCAACAUGUUUUUGUACGGAACGAUUCAGGGCGACCAUCGUUAUCACCUCCAUAUGAAGGACCAUUCGAGGUGGUAAACCGUUCUAACAAGUUCUUCGUCGUGAAAAUGAAGGGACGAUCAGCAAAUGUUUCGGUCGACAAACUGAAACCUGCCUACACUCUGGAAGAGCAACAAUCACCAGGAAUUUCUGCAUCCUCACCUACUAGCACCGCCACGACUCCAUCGACUAAGGUCACUCGUUCUGGUAGACGAGUUGUUAUCCCCCUUCGCUAUCGCUAG